UUGAGUCCUUAGAUUUAUAUCCCUAAAGGACAUCUGCUUUCUGUGGUCCAUCGUUCGCCUGAUCAUAGCCAUGGUUGUGUUCUUCACUUCAAAGGUGGUAUCUCCCCCUGUCACUAUCUAUAUGGGGAAGGACAAAGUUGAAAAUGAGGAACUUCUGCGUUAUGGUCUCCCCACCGAUGUCUGGUUUCACGUAGACAAGCUUUCGUCCGCGCAUGUCUAUCUUCGCCAGCCGGAUAACCAACCACAUGGAGAGUGGGACAAGCUUCCCGCUGUUCUUGUAAACGACUUGGCUCAAUUGGUGAAAGCCAAUAGUAUUGAAGGCAACAAAAAGGACAAUAUCACUAUCAUCUACACUCCUUUUACUAACCUCAAGAAAACUGGGGACAUGCCCGUUGGUCAAGUAUCCUUCCAUUCCGACAAAAUGGUCAAACGAGCACAUGUCUCGACUCGAGACAACGCCAUUGUCAACCGCCUUAAUAAGACCAAGAUCGAAAAGGAAAUAGAUCAUGAGGCUGAGAGGCAAGAGAGGUUACGCUUGGAAGGGAGGAAGAAGAAGGCUGAAGCCAUUGAAAGAGCGAAGAAAGAACAGGAGCAGAAAAAAGCAUGGGAAGAAGAAAAACAAGCUCGGUCUUAUGAUAAUUUGUAUUCAGAAGAUGCCUUUGCUGAGCAAGAACAGUUCAGUGACGACGAUUUCAUGUAGUUGGGGAAGGAUUUCCAUACGUUCCCAAUUGCAGACCACUUCUUAGCUUUGUCCAUUUUGCUCGAGCAAGUAAAUGGUAAUGGAGGGUUUUCUUGAAUACU
Cryptococcus deneoformans JEC21 is the source of this 801-nucleotide messenger RNA. RefSeq names its product cytoplasm protein, putative. NCBI's taxonomy places the organism in Eukaryota, Fungi, Basidiomycota, Tremellomycetes, Tremellales, Cryptococcaceae. The record is from RefSeq and is a predicted model, not a curated record. The transcript is spliced from 10 exons. The coding region runs from base 71 to 700 and encodes 209 amino acids.